This is a messenger RNA of Protomyces lactucae-debilis, 534 nucleotides long. Its product is annotated as transcription initiation factor IIA gamma chain. NCBI's taxonomy places the organism in Eukaryota, Fungi, Ascomycota, Taphrinomycetes, Taphrinales, Protomycetaceae. Gene Ontology annotation, molecular function: TBP-class protein binding; RNA polymerase II general transcription initiation factor activity. Bases 152 to 484 code for a protein of 110 amino acids. The transcript has a single exon. Gene Ontology annotation, cellular component: transcription factor TFIIA complex. The record is from RefSeq and is a predicted model, not a curated record. Gene Ontology annotation, biological process: RNA polymerase II preinitiation complex assembly; transcription initiation at RNA polymerase II promoter.
AGCUGUCUCCUUCGCGUGUCUGGCUUUGACGAGACACAGAGCACGCCAACUUGUCUUGUUUGACCGUCGCUUCUUCGCUCUGGCAGCCUGCUGCGCUUCAGUUGGUAGAGACGCAUCGCCUGCUCUUUCACUCGCUCCAUUCUUGUGAGGCAUGAGCGCAUCCUACUAUGAGAUCUACCGGAACACGUCGAUUGGCGUCGCGCUGACGGAUACGUUGGAUGAAAUGGUCACCCAAGGUCGGAUUGCGCCUCAGUUGGCGAUGAAGAUCCUAUAUCACUACGACGAGCAAGCCAGCAAAGCGCUCAAUGAAAAGGUCAAGUCGCGGCUGACAUUCAAGGGCCACCUGGACACAUAUCGGUUUUGCGACGAGGUAUGGACCUUCAUUAUCAAGGAUGCGAGCUUCAAAUUCGAGAAUGAGACUGUCAUGGCAGAGAAGAUCAAGAUCAUCGCGUGCAACUCGACCAGGCCAGGCGAGGGUGCGUAAGGCGUUUUUGAAGAGCGAGCCAGCUCGUUAUUCCAGCUGUAGGGAAUUGU